Lotus japonicus is the source of this 1891-nucleotide messenger RNA. RefSeq names its product phosphopantothenate--cysteine ligase 2-like. The coding region runs from base 547 to 1524 and encodes 325 amino acids. NCBI's taxonomy places the organism in Eukaryota, Viridiplantae, Streptophyta, Magnoliopsida, Fabales, Fabaceae. The record is from RefSeq and is a predicted model, not a curated record. Gene Ontology annotation, molecular function: phosphopantothenate--cysteine ligase activity. Gene Ontology annotation, cellular component: cytoplasm; nucleus. The transcript has 10 exons. Gene Ontology annotation, biological process: coenzyme A biosynthetic process.
ACUCGAUCCGUCCAAACCCGAAGGUGUUGAUUUGUUUGUUUGUGUGUAUCAUGAUUCUCCCAUGUUUGUUCGUACUCCUCUUUAUCUCUGUUUUUUCAUCAUACUGUGCCAUUUGGGUUUGAUUGAAAGUUUUCUCAUUUCUGAGUUUCUUAGAGUUAGUUACCCACGUCUUUCUGGAUCGGAUCAUGCGUGUGAUAUUGUUUAUGCAUACUUGAUUUGGGAUUGCUGCUAUGUGGGUUUGAUUUUUGUUUCUAUGCUAAAAGGGGGCGGGAUUGGGGAACAUGGGAAACCCAAUCUGUAGUUGUUUCUAUGCUUUUUGGAUUUUAGCUGUGUCGCGGUACCAGUGUCGUGUCUGGUGUCUGUGCUUCAUAGCCAGUAAGUGAGCUGGGUUGGCUCACUUCGACACCAACAUAUUCUUCUUUGCCCAACUGAGUUAUCCCAAAAUUUCUCUCGUUUUUUUCGAUUUUCCUCCUUCAGUUCGUAUCUCUUCAGCACUUAGGGUUCACCAUCCUCUGAAUUUCAGGCUAUAUUUGAUUAGGAGAUUUGAUGGAUGCAGAGAACGGAUUGAAAGAUCAGGGGCAAACCCUUGAAGCACAAGUCCAAGCCUUUUUUGACUCUGCUCCUCCUUUGCGGAACAUUCAUGAAAUAACUGAGAAAUUAAAUCAAUUCAUUCACCGGAAUUCUUCACCAGCAAAUGGGGAACCCAGGAGAAUUGUUUGUGUGACUUCUGGUGGUACCACUGCUCCAUUGGAGCAACGUUGCGUUCGCUAUGUUGACAACUUCAGUUCAGGUCAUAGAGGGGCCACAUCCACCGAGUAUUUUUUGAAGGCUGGAUACGCUGUUAUCUUUCUGUGCCGGAGGGGAAGUUUCCAGCCAUUUUGCAGAUCCCUUCCUGAUGAUCCCUUAAUUGAAUGCUUUGAGCCCACCACCAAUGAGUUAAACAUUCAAGUUCGCGAGGCUUAUUCUGAACCAGUGAAGAGGGCUAUUGUGGAUCAUCAUGCUGCAGUGGCAGGUGGUCACUUGUUAAAACUUCCUUUCAAUACUAUAUUUGAAUAUCUUCAGAUGUUACAAUUGAUUGCAAUGUCAAUGAGGUGUGUCGGCCCCCUUGCAAUGUUCUAUCUUGCUGCUGCAGUUUCUGAUUAUUAUGUUCCUUGGAAGGAAAUGGUAGAGCACAAAAUUCAGUCAGGAUCUCAUCUCUUGGACGUGAAACUAGUUCAAGUACCAAAGAUGUUGUCAGUCCUUAGGAAAGAUUGGGCUCCUCUUGCUUUCUGCGUAUCUUUCAAGUUGGAGACAGAUUCAAGCAUUCUUCUGACUAAGGCCGGUACAGCUCUUGAAAAAUACAAGAUGCAUGCAGUUGUUGCAAAUGAACUCUCAACUCGCAAGGAGCAAGUGGUAGUUGUCACUGGUGCUGAGAAGAUCAAGGUUCAGCGAGAUAAGAGCAUGUCUGUUAAUGAUGUAGAGGAUCCCCUGAUCAACCUUCUUUCGGAAAGACAUGGACCUUACAUUGAGGCUUCUGCCAUGUGAGUCUACAGAAUGACUUUGGCUCUAAACCUUGGCUUCUUCUCCUUGUUGCGAUUCCUGGGCACCUGCACCACAACCUUGGUUGCAUGAACUCCUCGGUUCUUUAUUAAGUAUUGUUUAAGCACAUAUAUAUAUCAAGGAAGAGCAGUGCUAUAUGAGAGAAAUGUAUCUGAGACAAAAAGUACAAACCACACAUGUUUCAAUUUUCUAAUAAGAAAAUUUUGGUUUUAAAGGAAAAUAUAGGAUUUUUUCAUAGUUUAGCCAAUUGAGCUGUUUCAUGUACCAAUGGUGCCCACUAAUAUCAUGCUACAAAUGAUCUCUGAUAAUGAAAUAUAAUUCAGGUUCUCAUUUAUAUUAAAAUUAUUAUUUA